CGAUCUGUUGCCUAACUUGAACCAAGGAACUGACUUUACUCUGCAUAUCACGGAUAACCUGUGACGCGCUCGACGCGAAGCAUGGUCAAGUGAAUCCUGCCAGCAUUUUCUUCUCCAAAGAUUGGCAUUAGCCUCCCUUUACAUGUCCUUGGACAACUGAACCUCCCCCCCCGCCUCCUCCACCUCUUCCUUCCCAUCAUCAGCCUUGCCUAUGGAUCCAGAAGGCGCCGAUACCGUCGUACUUGAUCGACCAUCCCCAGACCCAGCUCAGACCUCCGGCAAUGGCGCAAAAUCACCGCAGGACAAGAAUUCCCGACCGUCGGCUCUCUCGCGCGCUUCAACCUUCGGGCCGAAAUGUUGGAUAUGCAUGAGUGACAAAAGUGAAGAUGAUCCCAACAACCCUCCGAUAUGGCGCUCGCCGUGCUCAUGCAGCCUGACUGCCCAUGAAGCAUGCUUGUUGGACUGGGUGGCAGACCUCGAGAAUCCCAAGAACAAAAACAAGAAUUCCAGACACAUUCUAUGCCCUCAAUGCAAAUCCGAAAUCAGAAUAUCAAGACCACGGAGUUACGUGGUAGAAAGCUACCGCGCACUUGACCGCACACUGGGGAAGUUGGUCCUACCGGGCUUGGGUCUUUCUUUUGUCGGCACACUAUGGGCUGGGGCAUGGUUCCAUGGAUUUCAAUCGGUCUACUUCGUAUUUGGCCAUGCCGAUGCGGAUCGAGUAUUUAGGUACGCCAUUCAACGGAGUGAGUUCGCUUGGAUGUACUGCCUUAUCCCAGUCAAUCUGAUUCUCGCCCGUACCGACUAUGCCGACUUUGCGCUCCCCGGUAGCAGUUUGAUCCUUCUUUCCACUCAGAUCACCGACAAGUUCGGCAUUGACAUGACCAUCUGGCCCCCUUUACCAAGCACGGUGUUUGCUUGCUUACCUGCAAUGAGAUCGGUCUACAACUGGUGCUACCACAAAGCAUUCUAUGAUCUCAACCAAAAAUGGUUGGCAGAAGUACAACCCAGACAUAAUGAACGGGGUGACGCGCAGGGCGAAAACGAGGGCGACGUCAAUGAGGAUGAGGGACAAGAACUAGUCGAGGAUGGUGAACUUGUUCUUCAAAUUGACGUCAACCUGAACGGGGAAGAAGAGGGUGAAGACGGUGGCGACGAACAGGCUGGCGUCGCUGGAAAUGGAGGGAAUGCGCAAGGCCAACCAGAGAACCAACACGUUCGCCGAAUAUUGGGUCGCCACGAUCUUGUCGAUGGCAGUGGCAGUAUCGGACAGACUGUCCUUGGAGCGCUUGUGUUCCCGGCAGUGGCUGCGGGAAUGGGCAAUCUCAUCAGCUAUGUCUUGCCGUCAUCCUGGUUGACAUAUCGCAAUAUCGCAAGUGGUCGGCCCGGACUGCUUUCGACGAAAUGGGGGAGAAGUGUGGUGGGCGGAUGCCUUUUCGUGGUGUUCAAAGACGCUUUAUUGCUGUAUUGCAGAUGGAAGCUGGCCCAAGGGCAUCGACAAAGACGCAUUAUGAACUUCGACAAGUCGACGAAAAUGUAUUCAGUAUGAGGGUGCCUGGGAACUGAUGUUGACUAUGAACUGAUGGACUGGGCUGACAACUCGGUUGAAGUUGACAGGAAUCGGGAGGUCUUAGCUCAAUAAUAGACAGCCAGCAUGAUUACCUGCUUGGACGCUCCCCUGAGACUAAUAAAGCACAUUUGGAGCCAGAGACUAUAUUGCUUCGGAUUU
This is a messenger RNA of Cladophialophora immunda, 1729 nucleotides long. RefSeq lists its product as uncharacterized. Gene Ontology annotation, molecular function: zinc ion binding. The transcript has a single exon. Bases 212 to 1549 code for a protein of 445 amino acids. NCBI's taxonomy places the organism in Eukaryota, Fungi, Ascomycota, Eurotiomycetes, Chaetothyriales, Herpotrichiellaceae. The record is from RefSeq and is a predicted model, not a curated record.